This is a messenger RNA of Cyphellophora attinorum, 1842 nucleotides long. Its product is annotated as Replication factor C subunit 1. The coding region runs from base 1 to 1842 and encodes 613 amino acids. Gene Ontology annotation, cellular component: DNA replication factor C complex; nucleus. The transcript is spliced from 2 exons. Gene Ontology annotation, biological process: DNA repair; DNA replication. The record is from RefSeq and is a predicted model, not a curated record. NCBI's taxonomy places the organism in Eukaryota, Fungi, Ascomycota, Eurotiomycetes, Chaetothyriales, Cyphellophoraceae. Gene Ontology annotation, molecular function: ATP hydrolysis activity; ATP binding; DNA binding.
AUGCCAUCAGACAUCCGCAGCUUCUUUGGUGGUGGCGGCAGUGCCCCCAAGCCGGCCGCACCCUCACAGACACCGAAGUCAAAGCCAGCCACCAAAUCUAAGUCCAAGUCACGCAAAGUCAUCAGCGAUGAUGAAGACGAAGAGGAUCUCAAGCCCGUCAAAGUCGUGACACCCAAGAAGAAGCCUGCAGCGAAGCCGAAGGCUGUAGAGGAGACGACAAGCUCGGCAUACUUCGCCUCUUCCAAGUCGAAGAGCACCAGCCAAUCCACACCAGCAAAGUCUUCCGCAGCAGUCUCCAAUCCCACUCCCAUCAAGGCUAUCAACGGCGCCACCCCUUCUACUGGAAGACGUUCUGCCCGAAAGCCUGGCCGAAAGAACUACAACGAGGAUGACGACGGAGAUGCUGUCGUCCUCGCUGACGAUGUCACCGGAAAUGAUGAUAUCUUUGCAAACGACUUCAAGAACGGCAAAGUCGAUGACUACGACGAGGGCAGCUCCGAGGAAGAUGUCGUUGUCAAGCCCAAGGCCAAGCGAGCCGUCAAGAAAGAAGAGACUGACGAUGACGACGAUCUAGAGAUGGCCGAGAUCAAUGGCUUUGAUGGUGGUCGCGAUACGAAACGCAAGACUGCCAAUGGUCGCAAGCGUAAGUCAGUCGAGCUUGAUGAGGAUGAUGACGACCUCGACUCCGACGAUGCACCCAAGAAGAAGUCAAAGAAGGCGACCGCCAAAGCUGCUCCGAAGAAGCCUCGAGCCAAGAAGACUCCCCCGGUCGAGGACAAGGCCGCACAGGACCUGCUGGACUCUAUUCCCACAGUCAGACCACCCACCCCUCCACCUCGAGACGAAGAUAGAAAAUUCGAUUUCCGAACUGGAGGUGGCAACUCGACUGCUCAGCCCGCAGGUGCCGGCAUGAAGCAAAUCCCUGAGGGCGAACCUGACUGCUUACUGGGACUUACAUUCGUUUUCACGGGCGUUCUGGAAACCAUCAGCCGAGAGGAAGGACAGGCUUUGGUCAAGCGUUACGGAGGCAAAGUCACAACAGGUCCUUCUAGCAAGACGAGCUUUGUCGUUCUCGGUAGUGAUGCCGGACCAAAGAAGCUGGAGACUAUUCACAAACUGGGGAUAAAGACCAUCAACGAAGAUGGACUCUUCUUGCUAAUCUCCAAGCGUCCCGAAGGCGGAGGCAGCUCUGCAGGCGCCGAGGCUGCCCAAAAGAAGCGCGAAGAGGAGGCCCAGAAGGUCAAGAAGCAAGCUGAAGAAGAAGAGCGGAAGGAGAAAGAGCGCCUGAAAGAGGAGGCACGAAUUGCCAAGAUCAAAGCUGAACGUACUGGCGCUGCUGUAAAGCCUACUGGCCCAGAAGUCGACAGCCGGCUAUGGGUGGAUAAGUAUGCUCCAGAGAUGUUGAGUCAGGUCUGUGGCAACAAGGCCACAGUCGAGAAGCUGCAAGAUUGGCUUCGGCAAUGGCGCCAGAAUGCUCAUUUCAACUUCAAGAAGGCAGGCAAGAAUGGCACUGGCAUAUUCCGCGCUGCCAUGCUUCAUGGUCCGCCUGGCAUAGGCAAGACUACAGCUGCUCAUUUCAUCGCCAAGUUGGAAGGCUACGAUAUCGUCGAGACCAAUGCUAGCGAUACGCGAAGUAAGAAGCUAAUGGAGACCGCUCUCAAGGGUGUCCUGGAUACCAAGUCGAUCAUGGGCUACUUCGCUGGAGAAGGCAAGAAAGUCGAGUCCAAGAAGCAAAAUCUCGUGCUGAUCAUGGACGAGGUCGAUGGCAUGUCUGCUGGUGACCGUGGCGGCGUUGGAGCUUGGCAGCGGUCGCCAAAAAGACAAAUAUUCCUCUCAUCAUGA